Molecule: messenger RNA, 2533 nt
Organism: Leptonychotes weddellii (Weddell seal)
Lineage: Eukaryota; Metazoa; Chordata; Mammalia; Carnivora; Phocidae
Source: RefSeq, a predicted model, not a curated record
CGGCGCCCUCGCGGAGCAUGAACAUUGAGGAUGGCGUGCGCCCGCAGCUCCCCGUGCCCCCCACUGCCGCCCGGUAGGAUGUCCUGGCCCCAUGGGGCCCUGCUCUUCCUCUGGCUCUUCUCCCCACCCCUGGGGACCGGCGGGGGCGGCAUGGCCAUGACAUUGGCGGCCGGAGGGGGCUCCCCGCCGGCCACCUCCUGCCCCGCGGCCUGCUCCUGCAGCAACCAGGCCAGCCGGGUGAUCUGCACGCGGAGAGAGCUGGCUGAGGUCCCGGCCAGCAUCCCUGUCAACACGCGGUACCUGAACCUGCAGGAGAACGGCAUCCAGGUGAUCCGGACGGACACGUUCAAGCACCUGCGGCACCUGGAGAUCCUGCAGCUGAGCAAGAACCUGGUGCGCAAAAUCGAGGUGGGUGCCUUCAACGGGCUGCCCAGCCUCAACACGCUGGAGCUGUUCGACAACCGGCUCACGACGGUGCCCACGCAGGCCUUCGAGUACCUGUCCAAGCUGCGGGAACUCUGGCUGCGCAACAACCCCAUCGAGAGCAUCCCUUCGUACGCCUUCAACCGCGUGCCCUCCCUGCGGCGCCUGGACCUGGGCGAGCUCAAGCGGCUGGAGUACAUCUCGGAGGCGGCCUUCGAGGGCCUGGUCAACCUGCGCUACCUCAAUCUGGGCAUGUGCAACCUCAAGGACAUCCCCAACCUGACGGCCCUGGUGCGCCUGGAGGAGUUGGAGCUGUCAGGCAACCGGCUGGACCUGAUCCGCCCCGGCUCCUUCCAGGGCCUCACCAGCCUGCGCAAGCUGUGGCUCAUGCACGCCCAGGUGGCCACCAUCGAGCGCAACGCCUUCGACGACCUCAAGUCGCUGGAGGAGCUCAACCUGUCCCACAACAACCUGAUGUCGCUGCCCCACGACCUCUUCACGCCCCUGCACCGCCUGGAGCGAGUCCACCUCAACCAUAACCCCUGGCACUGCAACUGCGACGUGCUCUGGCUGAGCUGGUGGCUCAAGGAGACGGUGCCCAGCAACACGACGUGCUGCGCCCGCUGCCACGCGCCCGCCGGCCUCAAGGGCCGCUACAUCGGCGAGCUGGACCAGUCGCACUUCACCUGCUACGCGCCGGUCAUCGUGGAGCCGCCCACGGACCUGAACGUCACGGAGGGCAUGGCCGCCGAGCUCAAGUGUCGCACGGGCACCUCCAUGACCUCCGUCAACUGGCUGACGCCCAACGGCACCCUCAUGACCCACGGCUCCUACCGCGUGCGCAUCUCCGUCCUGCACGACGGCACGCUCAACUUCACCAACGUCACGGUGCAGGACACGGGCCAGUACACGUGCAUGGUGACGAACUCGGCCGGGAACACCACCGCCUCGGCCACGCUCAACGUCUCGGCCGUGGACCCCGUGGCGGCCGGCGGUGCCGGCGGCGGGGGCGCGUCCACCACGGCGCCCGCCCCGCGCUCCUCGCGGCCCACGGAGAAGGCGUUCACGGUGCCCAUCACGGACGUGACGGAGAACGCCCUCAAGGACCUGGACGACGUCAUGAAGACCACCAAGAUCAUCAUCGGCUGCUUCGUGGCCAUCACGUUCAUGGCCGCCGUGAUGCUCGUGGCCUUCUACAAGCUGCGCAAGCAGCACCAGCUGCACAAGCACCACGGGCCCACGCGCACCGUGGAGAUCAUCAACGUGGAGGACGAGCUGCCUGCCGCCUCGGCCGUGUCCGUGGCCGCCGCCGCUGCCGCCGCCGGUGCGGGCGGCGUCGGCGGGGACAGCCACCUGGCCCUGCCCGCCCUGGAGCGCGACCACCUCAACCACCACCACUACGUGGCGGCCGCCUUCAAGGCGCACUACAGCGGGAACCCCAGCGGCGGGGGCUGCGGGGGCAAGGGCCCCCCGGGGCUCAACUCCAUCCACGAACCUCUGCUCUUCAAGAGCGGCUCCAAGGAGAAUGUGCAAGAGACGCAGAUCUGAAGCCGCCCGGCGGGGCCCCCCACCCCGCCGGGGCUCGGGCCACACCGGGACCCUCCCCACGGCCCCGGGCCCGCGCCUGGACCGCGCAGGGAAGGGCGGGGAAGGAGGGGCCGCAGCCCCGCCCGCGUGCGGACCCCAGGGCGGCUCACCCCCGCGAGGAACGGAGCCCCCGCGGUUCUGGCCGCACCCCCACCCAUCCCCGGCGAAGGGAGGGGCUGCAGGAUUCCGGAGAAGUGGCUGGAGCCCUCCGCUUUGCCUCCUCGCGCUCUCAAUCGACCCUUCCCGGCCCUCCGCCUUCCAGGAGAGAGAGGAGCUUUUUGGGGGUGUCCUUUCCCCUCAUCCCCAACGACCCUCCUUUUACGGUUCAUUUUUUGCAGUUUGACGCCUGUCCCCCCUCCCGCCCCUCUGCCCUCGAAACUGAAGAGACAGACGCGCGGUCAGAGCCUCCAGACACCCUACCCCGCCCCUCCCCCCUUCACCCCCAGCCCUCACCUGCCCCACAGACUCUUUUGAUACUGAAGGGAGGUUUGCGUCAACGACUACCUGCUCUGUAAUUACUUUA